AUGAAGACGAAUCUGGUGUUAGCGAGUGCUGUUGCGGCCCUUCCAACAGUAGUCCUGGCUCGUGAUUUGGUUCUCAACCAAGCCAGAGCCACGGCAUCUGUCGUUCUGGCCGCUGAUGCAGUGUCUCCAAGACCGACACCGCCUCCUGGCUGGGAUAGAUUCGAGCCCAAACAUCUGUUUGGGCGAGCAGCAUCGAGCCAGACGCCGCUGACCAUGAUGAUUGCUCCGGACAAUACUUGUGGUUGGAUAUCUGGCAGCUAUGCUAUUCCGUAUAGCUGCGGCCCUGGGGCCACUUGCGGCCUCGUCCAGGCUCAGGAGACUUUCUCGGGAAUGGCCGUGUGCUAUAACAGUGUUGGAUUUGGCUUCCGAUUCGCAUGUGUCGAUUACAACAUGUAUAAGUCGAGCUCCUGUGAUCAUCUUUGUGCCGAAAACACACAGAUAGUCAAGUGGGCCGCUCCCCACUGCAAUACAGUCUCUUUUCCCGGCAACAUCACCGACUACUGGUGCAACUCAGUCAGCUACUCAAGGGCGCAGGGUGCCUACACCACUUACGCCGGCCAAACUGAAGUCAGAAGCUACACUCGCUUUGUCCAAACCAUUUCCAGCUCACUUCCCACCGCUGCCACCAUCGGCGGUCCAGCCGUCACAGGUACAGACGCCGGUAUACCAGCUUCAGCUACUAAAACUGGCUAUGACGGCAACAACAACGGCGGAGGACGAGGCGACAGCAGGAGCAAGACCCCUGUUGGCGCCAUCGUGGGUGGUGUUGUCGGCGGUGUUGCUUUCAUCGCCAUCGGUCUCCUCGCGCUCGUCCUUUUGCUCCGCAGGAACAAAAAGAAUAGCGGCAAGUCGCAAACCACUUCGAGCGACCACUCGCCCAUGCCACCAAAUGCUACUCCCGGCGUCCCCGUGACCCAGUCCUACUACGGUGUCCCUCCGUCUCAAGGAUGCCCUCCUCAACAGAACACGCCGUCACCCCCCGUAGGAUACUACUCCCCUGGCGGCGCUGUCGAACCGAGCUCACCAACGCAGUCGCACAUGACGGAUCCCCGAAUUAGCCAUUUGACUACCAGUCCGGCGCCGACCUGGACAAACUCGUACACAGCGACGCCGCCCGGUCAGCAGCGACCAACUGGUUUCUCACCCGUGGGAGGCACAUCCCCUAUCGAAGGACGGCCUCACACCCAGGUUCAAUCGCAACCACAGCCGCAACUUCAGGGACUCUUGCACGAAGCCCCGGCCCAGACUGGCGACAAUCAUCGUGGCCAAAUGCAUGAGCUGGCAUAG
Molecule: messenger RNA, 1287 nt
Organism: Metarhizium album ARSEF 1941
Lineage: Eukaryota; Fungi; Ascomycota; Sordariomycetes; Hypocreales; Clavicipitaceae
Exons: 2
Coding region: 1-1287 (428 amino acids)
Source: RefSeq, a predicted model, not a curated record